CACGGCAGGGUCGGGCCCGGGGUUGUUCUGGAGCACCGAGCCGGAAAGGAAGGAGUGGAGGGCUGGGCGCGGGCACAGAGGUGUCGGAGACUCCGCCCGCCCGUGUGACUCGCAGGGUCCCUCCUCUGGGAGGAGGCUGGGCCCCGGAAAGAAAAGCGGAGCGUCCACCGCGCGCACUCACCGUGCGCUCACACCGCUGUCGGAGAGGGGCACCAUGGAGCGCGCCUCAGCCUCUCCCCGCGAAGGCCGGGUCCGCUGGCCGGGGCUCCUGCUCGCGGCCGCGCUGGUGACCUGCUGGAGCUCGCCCGCCUCUGCCCAAAUCACCGCCGAGGCCGUGCCGCCCCUCGUGGCGGAGGGCGAGAGCGUUCUUCUCGUGGCCCACAAGCUGCCCGAGACACUCCAGGUCAUCUACUGGUACAGAGACCGCGUGACCCCGGAAAAGGAGAUCGGGCACCUCAUCCUGUCCAGCAACCAGACCGUGGACGGGGCGGCCAGCACCGGCCGGGAGACGCUGCUCACCAACGGGUCCCUGCUGCUGCGGAACGCCAGCCAGGGCGACGCGGGGCCCUACCUGAUAAACGUCAUCCUCGCCGACUUCUCCACGAAGCAGGCGUCCGUGAGCUUCCAGGUGCUCCCCCCGCUACCCACGCCCACCGUCACCAGCAACAACUCCAGCCCCACGGAGGGCGAGGGCCCCGUGGUAUUGACGUGCGAACCCGAGACUCCGAACACCACCUACCUGUGGAGGAGAAACGGAGAAAUCCUCUCAGACGGCGACAGGCUGCAGCUUUCUGACAACGGGACCCUCACUUUGCUCACGGUCCUGAGGGCCGACAUGGGGUCCUACGAGUGUGAGACCCGGAACCCGGUGAGCACCCGCCGAAGCCACCCGCUCUUCCUCAACAUCACCUAUGGUCCGGAUGCCCCGCUCAUCUCCCCCUCGGACACUCACUUCCCUCCCGGGGCCAACCUCAGCCUCUCCUGCCACGCGGCCUCCAACCCGCCCGCGCAGUACUCCUGGCUGGUCAACGGGACGCUCCAGGCACACUCGCAGGAGCUCCUCCUCCCCAACAUCACCACCGAGGCCAGUGGCACCUACGCCUGCCUGGCCCACAACGCCGUCACAGGCCUCAACAGGACCGCCGUCAGGAACGUCACAGUCCUCGAGCCAGUGACUUGGCCCUCCGUUGAGGUCGCCAACACUACAGUUAAGGAAAUGGACUCUGUGCUCCUGACGUGCCUCUUCAGCGGCAGCGAAGUCUCCAUCCGCUGGCUCUUCAACGGCCAGAGUCUGAGGCUCACGGACAGGACGACGCUCUCCGGGAACAACAGCACCCUCGCCAUCGAGCCGGUGUGGCGGGAGGACGCCGGGGACUACCAGUGUGAGGCCUCCAACCCGGUCAGCACCAGGAGGAGCAACCCGGUCCGGCUGGCGGUGAUAAUUGACCCAACACGCGGAAGUUCUGGCCUGUCUGGGGGCGCCAUCGCCGGCAUCGUGGUGGGGGCUGCAGCCGGGGUGGCUCUGGUGGGAGCCCUGGCGUAUUUCCUGUAUUUCAGGAAGACUGGCGGGGGAAGUGACCAGCGAGAUCCCACAGAGCACAAACCCUCAGCCUCCAGACACAAUCUGGGCCCCUCUGACAGCUCUCCUAAGAAGGCGGAUGACGUCACAUACUCUGCCCUGGACUUCAGUGCCCAGCGGCUGAAAGAACCAACGUCAGCCUCUCCAUCUCCAAGCGCCACAGAAAUCAUUUAUUCGGAAGUAAAAAAGAAGUGAGCAAAGUCUGUCUGCUGGCCGCACCAACGGUGCGUUCCCAGAAUUUCUCCUCCACAAGCAAAUCGUUGUGCCCUGGGGAGGAGGACACACACACACACACACACACACACACACACACACACAGUGUGGCAGCUUUGGGCUGCAGCCUCUCUGUCAACAGAAGAAGAGGGAUACCCUGGAGCCUGCAGGAGGCCCAACUCUCCUUGGCCGAGGAGAGGUGUCAACACCGCCUUUCGCCUUCGCUUUCCUGGACUUGGAGCACAUUCAUCUCUCCCCCAAUUCCAAGUCCUGCGUAGCAGAGUCUUACUUGAAGCUCCAUGACCUUGGAGGUCACCUAAGCAAGGACUUGCCCACGUCAAGGCUGCGAAGGCCCCGCACCCGGGAAGGGCAGCUGCAGCCAGCACGCCGUGGCACCCAGCCCGCCCUGCUCUGAGCCUUUCCCCAGAAAACCCACUCAAAGCAGCAAGAAAGGCCCUUGUCAGCGCCCACAGCUCCAGGGGAGGAAGAGCAAGACAAGGUCUCUAACCCCAAGUAGGAAGGGGCCCCGGAAAGCGGGGCUGGCAGUCUUCUGGAACCUGAAGGGGGAAUCUGAAAAGAUGCCCUGGCAGAGCGGCGAUACUGUCUUAAAAGAAGCUGCAUCUGAUGUGCAGAGUUUUCCUCUCUGAGAAAAUCCACUGCUCGGGUGUUGCAGCUGCUGGCUGGCCUCGCCAGUGAGCUCAUCCGUCUGCCAUAGGUGAAGAAGCUCCUGAGCGCCUGUCUCCCUCCGCCUCUCCAGCCACGAGUUCCAAACCAAAAUAAAUGAGCAAACAGCGAGGCAGUCACUUGCAGACCCGCCACCGAGGGUCAGGCCAAGCCUCCUGCUUUUCUGAAUGGGUCAGAAAAGCCUGCCUUUCCCUCUUUUCAUAGGUUUGUUUUUUGUUUUUUGUUUUUUUGUUUUUUUUGUUUUUCAGACACUGGUCAGAGCCUGGGCAAUUGUUCUCUGACACUCUGGGCUUCCUCAUUUUUUCCCCCGAGGCUUUUCCACACCCACCUGUGCAGGCUGCCAGCUGACCUUGGGCCUGACUCAAAGGCCAUGCCCCUCUGCUCCAGGCCAAGGCUGACAUUUCCAGUUUGUCUGCUUUGGUGUUUUUCUUUUAAAAUCUAACAAAACUCUCUUCAGCUUCAAAAAAUAAAAUAGUGGCAGGCUUUCCUCGUCUGCACCAGAUUGAGAUCUAAUGAAGUUCCUGGAGUCCGGGGCCUCCAGCUGCCCUCUGGCUAGGCGUUCAUUUCCCUUUCUCCUUGGCUCUCUCUUUCCUGCCUGCCUUCCUCCCUUCCCUCCUUCCUCUUUUCAAGAGAGAGUUUUAGCAUAUCAGGCUCCAUCUCACAGUUCUGCGCUCUGCAGCCUCCCGCCAGCUGAGAUCAGUGUGGCCACCGGGCGGAUCCCUGGAUCCCAGCGCACUCCGGGGCUGCCCUGCACCCUCAGGAACCUUGGCCUCUGCUCCUAGGUGUCUGGUCGUGUGGCCUGUGCCAUUAAAGGGACACAGUCACUCAAGCGAAGCCAGGGGCGUCGUUUACAACACUGUGCAGCGGGCUCCGCUGGGAAUGCGGGCUGUUAGCGGGUGCUCUUGCCCAGCCCUGGCCUUUCCGCAGCCUCUGCAGCCUGCCCUCCCAGCUGGGAUGGUCCCAGCACAGCAGGAGAGGCCUCGCAGUCUCAGGAAUCUUCUGUCAGGUUCGCCCUCCCUGGGCGCGGUACAGAGGGUAUUAAGUGUCCGGCCUCACGCCGUGCCUAACGGGCUCCCCAGAGAAUUGGUGAAGGAUUCUCCUACUCAGGGAUUUCUCUCAGGGAUUUCCAGCCCAAACGCAGCCUGUCUGUCUUGCUUCACCCUUGCUGUGCAGGGUUAUUUAAUUUUGCCUGGACUAGAGACAGAUCUGGGUAUCUGUAAACUUGCCCUAUGUCCGUAAUAAAGAAUUAUCCUGUGUCACCGCU
This is a messenger RNA of Psammomys obesus (fat sand rat), 3740 nucleotides long. RefSeq names its product CEA cell adhesion molecule 1 (gene Ceacam1). Gene Ontology annotation, molecular function: protein tyrosine kinase binding. Gene Ontology annotation, biological process: signal transduction; regulation of immune system process. Bases 215 to 1774 code for a protein of 519 amino acids. NCBI's taxonomy places the organism in Eukaryota, Metazoa, Chordata, Mammalia, Rodentia, Muridae. The record is from RefSeq and is a predicted model, not a curated record. The transcript is spliced from 9 exons. Gene Ontology annotation, cellular component: cell surface; plasma membrane.